AUGGACACGACGGCCUUUACCGACUUGUGGCACGACAUGUGCAGCCACAUCUGCCUGGGUCAGUCCUCGCACUCUGUCGGGCUGCGAUUUGUUGACGAUCUCAUCAAGCGUCUCGCCCUCCAGCCCGAGGAUGUCUUCUACGUCCUCGGCUCAGGCACUGGCGCAGUGGCGGCCCAGACAGGGUGCCGCGUGGUGGGUGUGGAAGGUAACAAAGAUGAGCACAACACGGCCGUCGCUCUCCAGCAGGCCUUCAACGCCAAGGUGGCGGAAGGCAAGCGGUACAAGCAAGGCCGGGCAGAGUUCUUGUGCGUCGACGUACUCGAACUUGCGACGGUCGUCUUCGUCAACAACCUGACGCUCAGUCCGGUGCACAACCAACGGGUCCGCCGCGUGCUCGUCUUCAACCUUCAGCACGGUCCCACUCGCGUCGUCUCCCUCCAGGAGUUGGGCUAUUCAAAGACCUUGGGUCCGUGCCAAAGAAUCGAUUCGCCAGCGGAGGCGGUGAGCUGGACGAAAGAAAGCGUGCCGUACUACCUCUACCACGUUAAUAAAUCUGCGCUGCCGCCGCAGCACGGUGAGAAGGAGGACAGCAGGCGCAAGGCCAGCUACGCCGCCGUGGAGGUGGUGGGCGGCGGGGACGAAAAGGGCGAGGCCGCCGCGGAGUUGCAGCUUGACCUGGACGCACUCAUUGCAGAGUAUGAAAGCAAGGACGACUACAGCAGCCGCAAGUCGCGCAAUCGGCGGUGCGGUCCGAAGGAACAAGAAGGAGAUGAAGGAGAAGAAGGAGAAGGAGAAGAAGAUGAUGAUGAGGAGGAGGGAUCCGACGACGAGAGCGACGGUGAAAUCGAUUACGAAAAGGAGAUCGAGAAGGCGAGAAAGGAGCUCGCGGCCCGUAAGGAGCUUUAUCGCCAGCUGUGUGAGAUAGAGAGGAAGAACCAGAUGAGAUGCAUCGAACGCUCCGAACAGCGCAGAGCCAACGGCAACGACGUCGCGCAGUACGACGCGGCGAUCGACAAGGCGAUGACAAUGUUCCCCCCGGGCGGGCCGACCGUGGAUGACCUCGAGUUCGUGAUGGAGAUGGUGCGCUACCGGGCCGAGGUGCGCCGGCGCAUCAACGAAGCCGCCAGCCGAGAGUUGGAGGAGAAGCUGGAGCGGGAGCGCUUGGCCAAGCGCGCGCGGAUCGCCGCCGAGGAGGCCGAGGCGGAGCGGGCGAGGCAGGAGAAGGUAAAGCAGUCGCGCGAGAGGAAGAGGAGAGCGAGGGCCGAAAGGCGGGAAAAGAAGCGACUCGCGAAACAGCGCCACGAAGCCGAGGUCCGCGAAAGGGAGCGACGCGAACAAGAGCGGCUUGAACGGGAGCGACUCGCAGCGGAGCGGCAUGAAGCCGAACGGCUCGCACAGGAGCGACUCGAGCGGGAGCGGCUAGAAAGGGAGCAGAGGGAGCAGAGGGAGCGGGAGCUCGCCAGGACGGAGCGUCAAGAAGCAGCGCGACUGGAGAAGGAGCGGAUGAUGGAGGAAGAAGAGCGAGCCAGGGAGCAGGAGAGGGUGAACGAGGAAAGGCUGGAAACGGAGCGACGCGACAUGGACGAAGAGGAAGGGGAGGAAGAACAGCGGUUGGCCGAAGAAGCGCUGAAGGAGGUGGAGAAGAAGAAGCAAAAGAAGAGAGAAAGGGAGAGCGAGGAGAAGACUUCGCCCGCCAAGUCGACUCGCGCGCCCAUCGAUCGACCCAAGAGAAGGAAAACGCACAGUAACGACACCACCGCCAGCGACGCCAGCGCUGAUGACGCCGGUCAUGGGGAGCAGGAAGUGGUCGCCGAGUCGUCCGAACGCGUGUUGGGCGGAGCGGGAGAGGAAGAAGGGACGAAAGAGGAGGCCAAGGCCGAAGCCAAGGCGAAGGAGGUGGUCGCAGGCGAGGAGCCCAACAGUGCCUCGCGCGAUGAAGAGCAGCAGCAGCAGCAGGAGGAGGAGCAGUCGGCUGGCGACGGCCCGACUCCGCCACGUCGACGCGGCCCGACGCGGCAGGUGAAACGACGGAAAUCGACGCCGGCCAGCGCGGGCGGUGCCGACAGAGAGAAGGAGAGGGAGAGGGAGAGGGAGACGUCGAGGAGGAAGAGCGUGCCUGCGGAAAAGAAGAAGAAAGAGCAGAGCAAGAAGAGCACCAAGAGGAGCACCAAGAAGAAGAAGGAUGAUGAUGAUGAAGGCAAAAAGAAGGAGACAAAGACGAAGAAAAAGAAAAAGGAGAAGGAGGAAGAAGAGGUGGAAGAAGAGUUCGUCUACAAGGUGGAGCGGAUCGUGGCCGAAAGGAAGCGGUACGGGCGGAUUGAAUACUUGCUGAAGUGGCUCGGCUAUCCUGAGGAGGAGAACAGUUGGGAGCCAAAACGCAACCUCAGGGAUGCUGAUGGGACGCUCAUGGCCACGUUUCGACGCGAACAGAUGGAACAGCUCAAGCAGGAGCAGCAGCAGCUGCAGCAACAAGAGAAGGCAUGA
Molecule: messenger RNA, 2484 nt
Organism: Acanthamoeba castellanii str. Neff
Lineage: Eukaryota; Discosea; Longamoebia; Acanthamoebidae
Product: CHROMO domain containing protein
Exons: 9
Coding region: 1-2484 (827 amino acids)
Biological process (GO): negative regulation of transcription by RNA polymerase II; chromatin organization
Cellular component (GO): pericentric heterochromatin
Molecular function (GO): histone H3K79 methyltransferase activity; chromatin binding
Source: RefSeq, a predicted model, not a curated record